Molecule: messenger RNA, 1221 nt
Organism: Cordyceps militaris CM01
Lineage: Eukaryota; Fungi; Ascomycota; Sordariomycetes; Hypocreales; Cordycipitaceae
Exons: 1
Coding region: 1-1221 (406 amino acids)
Source: RefSeq, a predicted model, not a curated record
AUGUUUUCGACAAAACCCACCAACUCGCUCCGGAAGCUCUUUGCCGGCUACCAUGAGCCCACCGGCCUGUCCGCGCAGCAGUCGCAAAAGCUGCUCGAAGGCCUCAAGUCGUCCUUUCGUCUGCAGCUCGACCAGGAGUACGGCCAGACCGCACUCAGCCACCCCCCGACAACCACACCCAAAACACCCAGAAACCCCUCCUCCUCGUCCCAUGGCGUCGUGCGUCAGUCGGCCGCCAGCCGCCAUCUGCGGUCCAUCCUCGCCAACCCACUAUUCUCCUACAACAAGCACAGUGCCACCGUCGCCUCUACCUUGCCCUUGCCGCUCUCGAUGCCCAAGCGCGAUCCCAUGGACGACUUUGACCACGCCGUCGCCAAGGGCCUCAUGACGCUCAACGCCGCCGCCGGCUGCAUCAUGACCAAGCAAAGGCAGAUUGACGCCCGCGAGCUCGACACGGGCCCGGCCUCAUCAUCGGCCACGGCCCUGCGCGUCGUGCGCUGGCUGCGCGCGACGGGCGCCGAGAACGACUUUGCCUUUCUGGACCACAAGGCCUUUGUCAAGGCGCUCGCGCCGUUUCUUGUCGCGGAGAAGAUGGAAGACAUUGCCUGGCAGUGGAUCCGCCAGACGAUGCAGCGAGGCGACAGCGUCAACGAAAAGGUGCGUUUGCGCCGAGCGUCGUUUUUACUCGCGCAGCUCGUGUAUAUCAAGAGCCAGCCGCAGAACGGCAACCUCGACGGGGCCAUAUCCACCAUUCUCCGCGCCGAGCAGCUGCUCGCCAAAGACCCGCUGCUUGCCAAUCUCCUUGUCCUGCCGUGGCGCUCCGUGUCGUGGCUGUCCACGGUGGAAUCCUACAGCCACCUCACGCCGUCGGAGAGCCUCUUUGACGCCCACCUCAGCACCGCCAGCCGCCUGCAGCAAUCGCUCCCCGUCGAGACGGCCCACCUCCACCUCUACCACCCGACACAUCCGGACCCCGCCCCCGCGAUGCAGUUCUUCCGCGACAAAGAGCAGCUGCGCCGGCUCGUCCAUGGCAUCACCAGGGAGCAGUUUACCCUGGCGAAGCAGACGAGCCUCAAUGUCGUGCCCUGGGUCGCGUAUCUCGGCUAUGAUACUGUCAACCAUCUAACUACCUCGGGACUUGGCCAAGAGGCGCAGAGCCUCAGGCAAAUAUUGCACGAUGAGCUGGCUGGUCUCUUUACGCCACAGGCCCAGCCCAGCUGA